AUGGCGCGAGGCCGCGUGCCCUUCAAGAACAGGCUCCUGCACGAGAAGCACGGGCCUGUUGUCCGCGUGGCCCCCGACGAGCUGAGCUUCAACGCGGCGCGGGCGUGGGAGGACAUCUACGGCUCCGAGCCGUCGGGUCACACCCGGCUGCCACGGGGUCCCAGCCAUCUCGGCUCCGUCGAUCCGCUCAACGGCGUGUACCCGCUGUCCGCCGGGGUCGAGCCUGAGCUCGCGAGCCCAAAACGGCGCACUGUACGAGGCGUCGCCGAUGCCCCGGGGAAUCAGGCGGGUGCUGCUCCUGUACAUCCAGAGGCCUUGGGACUCAGAAUCAUGCGGGGACUUUUCGAGCCAAAGCUGAUGACUAGCUUGAAACAGAACGAGGCCAUUCCAUACGUUCCGCCGUCACAGCACUCGGCCUAUGUUGAUGCUGGAACCCGACUGCAACUCCAUAUGGCUGCUGGGCACGAAGCCAUGCCAUCGACACGACAACGUCAGGAUCCUCGAGGGACGUUUUGGUUCAACCGUUGA
Molecule: messenger RNA, 528 nt
Organism: Metarhizium album ARSEF 1941
Lineage: Eukaryota; Fungi; Ascomycota; Sordariomycetes; Hypocreales; Clavicipitaceae
Exons: 3
Coding region: 1-528 (175 amino acids)
Source: RefSeq, a predicted model, not a curated record